Messenger RNA from Trichoderma breve, 285 nucleotides. RefSeq lists its product as uncharacterized. The coding region runs from base 1 to 285 and encodes 94 amino acids. Lineage: Eukaryota; Fungi; Ascomycota; Sordariomycetes; Hypocreales; Hypocreaceae. The transcript has a single exon. The record is from RefSeq and is a predicted model, not a curated record.
AUGCUUCAGACAAUCCAACAAGACGAAGGUCUUAUCAUGGAGUCAAGGAAAGGAAACUGCCGCCCCAUCGAAACUGGAGACGUGUUCAGCCUGGUCAUGGCAAAAGAAGAAGCUGCCAAGAUGAAAGUCAUGAUCGAUAUCCAGUGGGCAAAUGCAAAACUUGCGGCGAUUUCUGGUGCCGCAGACUUUUGGGAGCCUGAGCCUCCGGCCGGAUAUUCCAGCGACCCUGACGUCGAUCGCUCCGACGAUGUUGCAGCUUGGCGUGAGACUCUUCAGUCUGAUUGA